This is a messenger RNA of Fusarium redolens, 510 nucleotides long. RefSeq lists its product as uncharacterized. The record is from RefSeq and is a predicted model, not a curated record. The coding region runs from base 1 to 510 and encodes 169 amino acids. NCBI's taxonomy places the organism in Eukaryota, Fungi, Ascomycota, Sordariomycetes, Hypocreales, Nectriaceae. The transcript is spliced from 2 exons.
AUGACACCUCAGCAACCUCCUCUCUUUACACCACUAGCCACCCCACGAUUCACACCGACUCCAACACCAGGACCUCAAUCCACUGCUCCCACGCCAGCACCCUCGGCUACUCCAGCUCCCUCAUCAGUUGCUUCAACACCAGCACCUCACUCCGUCGCCUCAACACCCGCGCCAUCUUCCGUAGCAUCAACACCAGCACCUGAAUCUUCCUCCAGAGGCCAAGUAACAUAUGACAUGGGACCUCCGCCGAAGAAGAAGAGAGGACCGAAGCCAAAGCCGUUAUCGGAGCGUAAAAUGCUACGGACUACACCGAUUGUUCGUAAAGAGGCUAGUUACUCGAAGAGGAAGAAGGAGGAGGUUAUCAUGUGGAUGGUUCAUCAUCGUGUUGACCGGAGGGGAGAGAUGGUGCCGCCUUCUACGACGGAUGCGGAGAAUCACUUUCAGAUUCCGAGGAGUACUAUUGCUGGGUGGAAGAAAGCUAUGUUGGGUUUAGGGCCAAUUCCGAAGUAA